This is a messenger RNA of Gloeophyllum trabeum ATCC 11539, 1290 nucleotides long. RefSeq names its product UFD1-domain-containing protein. NCBI's taxonomy places the organism in Eukaryota, Fungi, Basidiomycota, Agaricomycetes, Gloeophyllales, Gloeophyllaceae. Bases 1 to 1290 code for a protein of 429 amino acids. The transcript has 5 exons. Gene Ontology annotation, cellular component: VCP-NPL4-UFD1 AAA ATPase complex. Gene Ontology annotation, molecular function: polyubiquitin modification-dependent protein binding. The record is from RefSeq and is a predicted model, not a curated record.
AUGGGACGUCCUCCGCCUCGGUCGUACGACGAGUACCUGAAAGCCUACAGUGUGGCCAUGCUUCCAGGCCGCCAGAGGGAGAACGUCAGCUACGGUGGAAAGAUCAUCAUGCCCCCUUCUGCUCUUGCUACACUCACCCAGCUCGAUCUCGAAUCGCCAUGGAUGUUCCAGCUCCGUAAUCCCUCCAAUCCCGCUGCGUCCACACAUGCAGGUGUUCUCGAGUUCAUCGCAGAGGAAGGAUGCGUACAUUUGCCAUACUGGAUGAUGAAGACCCUCCGAUUGAACGAAGGAGACCCGGUGCGCAUAACGGGUGCCGAGCUACCGAAGGGUAAAUUCGUCAAGAUACAAGCCCAGAGUGUACAUUUUUUGGAGGUGUCGGACCCAAAGGCUGUUCUAGAGAUGGCUUUACGCAACUUUACCUGUCUAACACAAGGGGACAUGAUCGAAAUUGUCUACAAUUCCAUUGUCUUCGGUUUCCUUAUAAUGGAAACCCGACCAGGAAACGCCGGUAUCAGCGUGCUCGACACAGAUCUUGAAGUCGACUUCGCCACACCCGUCGGCUACAAGGAGCCAGAGAGACCAAAGGCUGCGCCCCCGCCAACCAUGGCUUCCAAGUUGAAGAUCGAUCUCAAUUCUGCGUCUCCCGGCUCAUCGCGGCCAGCGAGUUCUCUAGGUGGCGCGUUCGCCGAAACAAGUACAGGCACUUCGACAUUGACGAAGAAGGGAGAAGACUGGGAAAGCUUCAAGGGGAGAGGUGAAACGUUGGGUGGACGCAAAACGAAGGGAAAAGGAAUAAGCCACAGGAAAGUUGAGGAAGUAUCGGAAGGAAGUAAGAUCAUUCGGACAGGGCAACGCCGAAUCGUGAACGCCGACAUAUUAGAGUCAGGAGCACCGGUACCCGCUCCCCUGAAUCUUCCCUUUGGAAAGUUGUUCUUUGGCUAUAACAUUCCUCCGUAUCAGCCACCCGAGAAUGCAUCUGGUACAAAUGGCCAGCAAUCGACGGCCUUCACUGGUGCCGGCAACACCUUAAUCGGCCGAUCUUCCCAGUCGCAGGCCAGUAAAGGGAAGGGGAAAGAGCAAGAAUCGACAAGUUCGCAAGGGCCCGUGAAGGAAUGGGGCAAGGGACAGACUUUGGCUUCCCCAACGCCUGCAGCAUUAGGUGCUGGCGGUGCUCGAGUCCCUAGACCGCCACAAAGGGGUAAUGCGAAGCAGAAGCAUCGGGAGCGAAGUCUAACACCAGACUUCGGGGUUGACGAUGACGACGACGUGAUUAUCAUAGACAGCGACUAG